GACGAUAGACGCACACAGUUAUCGCGGGAUUUCUGGGUAGCAUGGCGGUGCUUCUUGAAACAACUUUGGGAGACAUUGUUAUUGAUUUGUUUACAGAGGAGAGACCAAAGGCAUGUUUAAACUUUCUGAAAUUAUGCAAGAUUAAAUACUACAAUUAUUGCCUCAUCCACAAUGUGCAGAGAGACUUUAUUGUUCAGACAGGAGACCCCACGGGGACAGGUCGAGGGGGUGCGUCAGUGUACAGCACACUCUAUGGGGACCAGGCAUGCUUUUUUGAUGCAGAAAAGACCCCUCGGAUCAAGCACAAGAAGAAAGGCACGGUCUCGAUGGUGAACAAUGGGAGUGGCCAGCAUGGUUCCCAGUUUCUCAUCACCAGUGGGGAGAACCUGGACUAUCUGGAUGGAGUACACACUGUGUUUGGGGAGGUGACAGAGGGCUUGGAUGUGUUGGCUAAGAUUAAUGAGACAUUUGUGGAUAAAGAUUUUGUGCCAUUUCAGGACAUCAGAAUAAACCACACAGUUAUCCUUGACGAUCCCUUUGAUGACCCUGCUGGCUUGCCAGUGCCGGAUCGGUCUCCAGAGCCCACCAAAGAGCAGUUGGAUAGUGGACGGAUUGGUGCAGAUGAAGUGAUUGACGAAGAGGAUGGAAAAGCAGUCGAAGAGUUGGAGGAGAGAUUGAAGGAGAAAGAGGCAAAGACUCAGGCCAUUCUACUGGAGAUGGUGGGUGACCUUCCAGACGCAGACAUAAAACCUCCAGAAAAUGUCUUGUUUGUUUGUAAACUCAAUCCUGUCACCACCGAUGAGGAUUUAGAGAUUAUCUUCUCUCGCUUUGGUACCAUUAAAAGCUGUGAGAUCAUCAGAGACUUUAAAACAGGAGAUUCUCUUUGUUAUGCCUUCAUUGAAUUUGAAAGGCAAGAAGACUGUGAAAAGGCAUACUUUAAGAUGGACAACGUGCUGAUUGAUGAUCGCCGUAUUCAUGUGGACUUCAGCCAGUCAGUUGCAAAGAUUCAAUGGAAAGGAAAAGGUGGGAAGUACACCAAAGAUGAUUUCAAGGCCUACGAGAAGGAUCUAGAAAACCGAUCCAAACUGGCUCUCAAGAACCAGCCCAGACAUGAUUCAAAGUAUGACCUGCUGCUGGACGAGGAUGAGGCGGGUGAUGGGCAUGCGAAAAAAGAGAGAAGGCACCACCAUCACUCUGACGAGAAGGGAAAGAAAAGGUCCAAAAGACAUCGGGAGGAUGGUCACCGGGACAGAGACAGACAACGCUCCCGGUCCCGCUCCAGAGACAAGCAUAAAGCUCACCAUCAACACAGCCACUCACCCAAACAUUCCAGAGAGCGGGACAGGAGACACCGCUGACAAUUCCCAGGAUUCUCUUUUUCUCUGUAGUACUGACUCAAAUAUAUAUUCUUAUAUUUUUAGGGUUAGUCAUUAGUAA
Messenger RNA from Periophthalmus magnuspinnatus, 1437 nucleotides. RefSeq names its product peptidylprolyl isomerase (cyclophilin)-like 4 (gene ppil4). Lineage: Eukaryota; Metazoa; Chordata; Actinopteri; Gobiiformes; Gobiidae. The transcript has 13 exons. Bases 42 to 1358 code for a protein of 438 amino acids. Gene Ontology annotation, cellular component: nucleus. Gene Ontology annotation, molecular function: RNA binding; peptidyl-prolyl cis-trans isomerase activity. Gene Ontology annotation, biological process: protein peptidyl-prolyl isomerization. The record is from RefSeq and is a predicted model, not a curated record.